AGUCAUAGGGUUUUCUUGUUCUUAUGAUGAUGUCCACGUUUGGGGAAUGUGCUCUUUUGAUGGAGUUUAUUAACAAACCUGUGAUGACACAGGUUUGCGUUUCUGCGUGCACUCUGUGUCCACUCGGAUUUUGAUUUCGCUGUGCCUCCAGCUUACAAUGUGAAAAAAAGAAAGAAUUCACAGAACAGAGCACUCUAUAGAUAGGCUGCUAUAAAUAACGCCACUGCACGGCUUAUAACUGUAUGCCAAUUGGGCAAAUAUGAUAGGUUUCACUUGUUUACAGCCAACAAGGGUGCGGCUUUAUCGCUACUUUAUAUGCGCCCGCGGAGUUCACUUAAGUUAAAUAAGUACACACACAGAGAGAGAGAGAAACAUAUACACAUACACACGGCCUACUUCCAUAGUUCAUUUGCGGAGAGGGAGAGAGCAAGAUAGAGAGAGAGACUCAGACUAAUUCCUCCACGCAGCCUGUGCCAAUGCGCAAACAGUCUACGCCGUGGGAUAGGUCUCCCCCAAAUUGAGGCUGCGCUCUCAACGAUCAUGCGAUUGAAUGACGAGCGCGUCAUGCUUGUCUUCCUCCUCUGCUGUUCGCUGCGAUCGGUGGCUCUGCGUUCCGCAAUCCCCUGGGAUACUGUACCGCCCUCGAUGGCUCUUCUAUCGCCGUUCCGCUCCCACUGAAUGGCUGUCCGGAGCGAGGAAAAACGAACCAGCGCUCUGCAUCAGCUUCCCAGCGAGGGGACCUUUUGGUGGUGUGCGUAGGCGCACCAUGGCCCAGACCCUCCAGAUGGCGAUCCCAAACUUCGGCAACAACGUUCUAGAGUGUCUGAAUGAGCAGCGGCUGCAGGGACUCUACUGCGAUGUGUCCGUAGUGGUCAAGGGCCAUGCUUUCAAGGCUCAUCGAGCAGUUCUGGCUGCUAGUAGUUCUUAUUUCCGGGAUCUUUUCAGCAGCAGCAACAACAGCAAUGGUGGAGGUGGCGGAAGCAGUGAGGCCAGCCCAACCGUAGUGGAGCUCCCGCCGGCCGUGCAGCCUCAGAGCUUCCAGCAGAUUUUGGCUUUCUGCUACACAGGCCGUCUUAGCAUGACGGUGGGGGACCAGUUUCUCCUCAUGUAUACUGCCGGCUUCUUGCAAAUCCAACAGAUCAUGGAGAAAGGCACUGAAUUCUUCCUCAAGGUAUCCUCCCCCAGCUGUGACUCCCAGGGCCUUCAUGGAGAGGAGGCCCCACCUUCAGAGCCCCAGAGCCCUGUGACACAGACCAGUAACGGUGCAGCCCGGCCCGCCUCCUGUCUGACGCCGCUCCCUCUGGUAUCACGAGUUAAGACGGAGCAGCCAGCGAGCCAACCAGAGGCGGCCACCCCUUACUCAGUGGUUUGCACUCCUGUCGCCAAGCGACUAUGGGAGGGGGGCAGCACCCGAGAUGGAGGUGGGGUAGGUUCAGGGGGAGGAGGAGGUGCCAGGAAAGCAGCCCGUUAUUCCCAGGAGGCAGUGCGGGGCAGCGCUAUCCAGAGCCCCGCAGGUCUCGGACUGGCUGUGGGUAUGGGUGCCACCACAACCAACCUCGUGGGAAUGGUGGCCGGUGGUGGGAUUGGCGGCGGUGCCAGCACCAACGGGAACUCUGCAGCAGGCCUUAUCAUGUCAGAGGGCGCCAGCCCUGGCACCCUGAGUACCUACGCUAGUGACUCACCUAUCAGCUACCAUGAUGACGAAGAAGAAGAGGAGGGGACAGAUGAAAGUGCUGAGGAGCAGUACAGACAAAUCUGCAACAUGUACACCAUGUACAGUAUGCUCAACAUGGGAGCUGCAGCUGCUGGUGAGCGUGUUGAGGCUCUACCAGACAACACGGAGACGCGAGGUCGGAUGCGUGGCAGAGAUCUUUCGUGUCUUCCUGCAGAACUUAUUGCCCAAAUAGGCAACCGCUGUCAUCCCAAACUGUACGAGGAAGGAGAUCCUGCUGAGAAACUAGAGUUAGUCUCAGGUACUUCUGUGUAUAUAUCACGAGCUCAGCUAAUGAACUGUCAUGUGAGUGCAGGGACCAGACACAAGGUGCUGCUGAGGAGGCUGCUGGCCGCCUUCUUUGACAGGAACACUCUGGCCAACAGCUGCGGGACAGGCAUUCGCUCGUCCACCAAUGACCCGAGUCGCAAGCCCCUGGACAACAGAGUGCUCCAUGCAGUCAAAUUUUAUUGCCAGAACUUUGCAACCAGCUUCAAAGAGAGCGAGAUGAACGCCAUUGCAGCUGACAUGUGCACCAACGCCCGACGUGUGGUCCGUAAGAGCUGGAUACCCAAGCUAAAGCUACUGAUGGCGGAAAGUGACGCCUACUCUGCGUUCCUUCCCGAAGGUGUCAAGACAGAGGAAGACGCCCUGGGGGCGGAUCCAACCUUCGACCCUGCCUCAUUGGAGUCCGCCAGUGGUGCUGGUAUGGAGUCAGGCGGCUCUUCAGGUGAAUCGCUACCAGGUGUGGGUGGGGACGGAGGACCGUUAUUUUGAAUGUUUGGUGACGCACAUACAGUAUUCCCCAGUUGCGCUUGCCUCCUCACUCUUUGGCCCACGCUGAUCUCUCACAUCUUGACUGUCUAUACUACACUGUUAGGGUCAACAGUUGUUGCCCUGAUGUAACCAGGACUUGAAAACUUAAUUUUUUUUUUUUGCUUUGACUGUAUAAUGGAGGUAAUCAAGAAAAGGAAGGGCAUAAGAGGGUCUUUAGUUGUGUCCUAGCUGCCCUCUGCCUCCCCUUGUCUUUUUAAGGUGUGUAAGC
This is a messenger RNA of Pelmatolapia mariae (spotted tilapia), 2756 nucleotides long. It is a transcript of the gene nacc1a, whose product is annotated as nucleus accumbens associated 1, BEN and BTB (POZ) domain containing a. Gene Ontology annotation, molecular function: DNA-binding transcription factor activity, RNA polymerase II-specific; protein binding; RNA polymerase II cis-regulatory region sequence-specific DNA binding. Lineage: Eukaryota; Metazoa; Chordata; Actinopteri; Cichliformes; Cichlidae. The transcript has 8 exons. The record is from RefSeq and is a predicted model, not a curated record. Gene Ontology annotation, biological process: regulation of transcription by RNA polymerase II. Bases 551 to 2488 code for a protein of 645 amino acids.